Messenger RNA from Beta vulgaris subsp. vulgaris (sugar beet), 1410 nucleotides. RefSeq lists its product as hypothetical. Gene Ontology annotation, molecular function: rRNA (uridine-N3-)-methyltransferase activity. Bases 90 to 968 code for a protein of 292 amino acids. Lineage: Eukaryota; Viridiplantae; Streptophyta; Magnoliopsida; Caryophyllales; Amaranthaceae. The transcript is spliced from 9 exons. Gene Ontology annotation, biological process: rRNA base methylation. The record is from RefSeq and is a predicted model, not a curated record.
AUGCUGAAUGCUGCUUAGGAAUUAUAGAGAUACUUCGUAGCAAGGAAGAAAGUAUUAUUUGUUGGUGAUUUUCAAGUUUGAACAGGAGAAUGAUGCAGUCGCAUAUGCAGCAUGCCAAAGUAUUAAACUCACCUUCUUUCUCCUUCUUCAGUCGUCAAUGGAUAAAACCCGCCAUUGUUGCACUUGGAGUUCGAGCUUUCUCCGCUGCUUCCAACGAUUACUCCAAUCAGUCUCGCGGUGGUGUCCCUCGUUUCUUCUCCCAAACCCUUCCUUCUUCCAAGGGUGGUGUAAUUCGUGUACAAGGAGAUGAAUUUUGGCACAUGACAAAAGUUCUCAGGUUGAGUGUAAAAGAUAGGAUAGAACUCUUCAACGGUAAAGGUGGUUUGGUAGAGGGUUUGAUAGAGAGGGUUGAUCGCACCGGACUUGAUUUUGUGGCAAUCAAGGAUACAAUAGUAGUACAUCCUCAUGAACCACAAUGGGACGUAUUUGCAGCUUUUGGUACCCUAAAGGGUGGUAGGGCUGACUGGCUUGUUGAGAAGUGCACAGAGCUGGGAGCCAGUAGCGUAACCCCACUUUUGACAGCACGUUCUCCUUCAAUAUCAGAUAAUAGGGUUGACAGGUUGCAAAGGGUGAUCUUAGCUGCGGCUAAACAAUGUCAACGGUUGCAUGAAAUGAUUCUAAAUCCUCCAAUGGAAGUCGGCAGCAUCUUACCUCUUGUUGCACAGUCAAAAUUAUCCUUUGUUGCUGCAGCAGAAGCUACUCCUGUGAUUAAUACAUUAACAUCAUUGGCCAAAGAAUCUAGAGGCUCGAUUAUAAUUGGACCAGAAGGGGACUUCACUGAGGAAGAGUUGAAAAUAAUCACAGAAGCUGGUGUUACUGCAGUAGGGCUUGGGCCACAUCGCCUGCGGGUUGAAACUGCUACAAUAGCACUCCUGGCUACACUGAUGAUGUGGUCUGAUUCUCAGUAGUCAUGACGGAGUUUAUAACCUUGGCUGGUCAUGUUAGCUAGCCAGCAACGACAGCUUGGCCUUGAAGUAGCUAGUGGAUAUAUGUGACUUUGUCUGAGCUAAUUCUGGGUCAGACCCGUCAAGAUAAUCAGGCUGGAUGGCUCAAAUUAAGUGUAGCAUUUGAGUAUUGCAUAACUGUAGCCUACCUUUAAAGUUAAGAAUUCCGAGUUGCGUAGCUCAAAUUAUUGGGUUACGUUGUUUUUGUUGGAUCAAGGCCUUGUUCUUUCGGACUUAUUUUCAGUUCUGUUCAUUUUAUUUCAGUUAAUGGGGCCUAACUUUUUCCAUAAAAAUGAUUUAUGGUCAGACUCAGAGCAUAAUUCUCCUUUCUGUCACUUGAUAUAUUUCCUGUUAUUGUCUCAUGAAGUACUAAUUUGGCUUCAUGGUAAAAAUGAGCUGAUAUUAA